Fomitiporia mediterranea MF3/22 is the source of this 2566-nucleotide messenger RNA. RefSeq names its product cellobiohydrolaseI. NCBI's taxonomy places the organism in Eukaryota, Fungi, Basidiomycota, Agaricomycetes, Hymenochaetales, Hymenochaetaceae. Bases 1115 to 2485 code for a protein of 456 amino acids. Gene Ontology annotation, biological process: carbohydrate metabolic process. Gene Ontology annotation, molecular function: hydrolase activity, hydrolyzing O-glycosyl compounds. The record is from RefSeq and is a predicted model, not a curated record. The transcript is spliced from 2 exons.
AGCACCUCGUCUUACUUAGUUGCUAAAUCCGUCACGCACGCUCUUCUGAGUGAUACACCUUUUCUUCUUACUCUUAUUCAUGCGUCUCCGUACGAGAUUCUUCCGAAGGAGACUGGUUGACAAAUGACCCAGAACCGGUGUUAACAGCUACAUACUUAUGGAAUUUCCGUGGUGCAUUAAACUGCAUUUCGAAAAGCGGCGUGCUGCGCAUUGAUAUCCCCGGAUGUUGCCAGUGGCAUUAACGGCAAUACUUCGAGUGAUCUUUUGAGUCGGAAGGCGCAUAGUACGGGUAUUGAUGCAUCGGAUACGCGAUCUGCUCCUCUUCUUUCCGAUGCUGGACCUGUGUCUUGUUGCUAAGACGCGAAUCCCGCUGGGCUUUGACGAAUACCUGUAAGACACGUCAUUUUCUGUCAAGAGACUCGGCUUGUUUUCUGUGCUCAUGUCUAAAGAAUCCGAUGCCAAGGUAACUGGUAUCUCACAUGUAUUAGACAGGAGCAUAAAACAUGAAGAUGAAGUCCGUGAUGCUUGCACGAAGGUCGCCGCGACGGACGAUUUUGUGUUGUUCAAUCUACUGGAAUUAACCGAGGAUUACGCAGGUGGAAGAACAGAAGUCGAUAUAUUUUCGAUCAAUUAUUCGGAAAAUUAGCAUGGCUCUUCGGUCGCGGUAUGCGUCAUAUGUUCAUCGCGGCCGACCUAUACUUGUGGAGUUAUUUAUGGACUUCGCCGAGCGGCACGGUUCUAACUUCCUCAUGUUGGGACGUAAGCAACCAAAGGCGGAAGUAUUAUGUCCGAGAAUUCAUCGCGCGCGUGGUCACGGUGUUGAUUUAAGCUUCGGAGCCGUCGAAAAUAUGCACGAACAUGUUUAACGAUACAUCUGCCAGCAGACAUGAACAUUUCUGCGACAAUCGGAUAGUCCUCGGUCCCACCUUACAUGUCUGGUCAUAUGUCCCGAAAUUUGGGGAUGCGCGCAGGACAGCUGCGUUGUAGUCCAGGACUUGUCGAACUUCGCAUGUAUUUCCACAUGUCCUCCUUCGUAUAUAAGGAGCAUCUGAGUUCGUUGCAGUCUACAUCACCGCUUCGGUUACUCAUCUACAGGCAGUUGGCAUAGGAAACAAUGUUCCGCGCUUCAGUUCUCCUCGCUUUCACCCUCGCCGCCGUUGUUCGCGGCCAGCAGGCAGGCACCGUCACGGCUGAAACCCACCCAACACUCUCCGUCUCUGAAUGUACUGCAGGAGGCAGCUGCACACAACAGUCCAGGUCCGUCGUCCUCGACUCAAACUGGCGCUGGGUACACGACACGACUGGCUACACGAACUGCUACACCGGCAACGAGUGGGACACUUCUCUUUGCCCUGACGGCACGACUUGCGCUGCAAACUGCGCUCUCGAUGGUGCUGACUACUCCGGCACUUACGGAAUCUCGACAUCUGGCGAUGCGCUCUCACUCACGUUCGUGACCCAGUCCUCUGGAAAGAACGUCGGUUCUCGUGUCUACCUCCUCGAGGACGAGAGCACAUACCAGAUGUUCAAGCUCAAGAAUCAAGAAUUCACUUUUGAUGUCGACAUGUCCACCCUCCCGUGUGGCCUGAAUGGUGCCCUCUACUUCGUGGAGAUGGACUCGGAUGGUGGUGUGUCCAAGUUCCCCAGCAACAAGGCUGGUGCCAAGUUCGGAACUGGCUACUGCGACACUCAGUGCCCGCAGGACAUCAAGUUCAUCAACGGAGAGGCCAACGUCGAAGGCUGGGAGCCGUCCGCCAGCGACCCGAACGCGGGAACCGGCCAGUUCGGUACCUGCUGUAACGAAAUGGACGUCUGGGAGGCUAACUCGAUGGGCGCUGCCGUUACGCCGCACGUCUGCACAGUCCAGGGCCAGACUCGCUGCGAGGGCACUGACUGUGGUGCUGGCGAUGAUCGCUACGAUGGUGUUUGCGACAAGGACGGCUGUGACUUCAACUCCUUCCGCAUGGGUGACCAGACCUUCCUCGGCCCAGGCAUGACUGUUGACACCAGCCAGAAGAUCACAGUUGUUACUCAGUUCUUGACCGCCGACAACACAACGACUGGCCAGCUCUCUGAGAUCCGCCGCAUCUACGUCCAGAAUGGCAAAGUUAUCCAGAACUCGAACGUCAACAUCCCAGGAAUUCCCGCAGGCAACUCGAUCACGGAUGACUUCUGCAAUGCCCAGAAGACGACUUUCGGUGACACCAACACAUUCGAGCAGAUGGGUGGUCUCGCGACGAUGGGCGAUGCAUUCGACACGGGUAUGGUCCUCGUCAUGAGUAUAUGGGACGACUACGCGGCGCAGAUGUUGUGGCUCGACAGCGACUACCCGACUGACGCCGACCCAUCGCAGCCUGGUAUCGCUCGUGGUAACUGCCCGACUGACUCUGGUGCUCCCACGGAGGUCGAGUCGCAGAGCCCGAACGCGAAGGUUACCUUCUCCAACAUCAAAUUCGGCCCCCUCGGCUCGACUUUCUCCUCUUAAGUAUUAUUUAAUUAAGUAGGAUUUGGUCUGGUUGACAGUGAUACCGACCUCUCAUUCUUUUGGCUCCCUGGAUGCAUGCAC